UGUUUCCAGAUUUGAAAAUGACGGGACUGCCCUCAAAUUUUGGAGGACCUGGAAUGAAAAUGUCUGAGUAUUACAAUGAUGACGAAGAGGAAGAUGAGGAGAUGGCCAACCAGAAUAAGAAUAACAGAGUCGCAUUCCAUGGGAAUGAGAAAACAAUGAAUAUGAAUCCUCUGAUUCUCGCAAAUGUGACCAAUUCUCCGUAUUUCAAGGUUGAUUUGUUCGCCAUGAAAACGUUCCAUGAGGUGGUUGACGAAAUCUACUACAAGGUUGAUCACUUGGAACCCUGGGAACGGGGAACUAGGAAAACUGCUGGAAUGAGUCAGACUGGUAUGUGUGGUGGAGUGAGGGGAGUGUCUGCUGGAGGUGUAGUUUCAUCAGCUUUCUGUCUUCUCUUCAAGCUUCACUGUAUCAAGCUCACGAAAAAGCAGGCCUACGCACUGCUCAACCAUUGUGAUUCUCCCUACAUUAGAGCUUUAGGUUUUAUGUAUCUCAGAUUCACCCUUCCCCCCGCUGAAAUGUGGCAUUGGUUUGAGCCAUAUAUAGAUGACCAAGAGGAGAUUGAUAUCAAGGCAGGAGGAGGAAAACCUAUGACCAUGGGGGAGUUCUGUAGGAUGAUUCUUACCAGAUUGGAAUGGUUCGAGACAAGGUUUCCCAGAAUAGCAGUUACUGCAGAGAAACAGAUUCGUGCUGCCCUGGACGAGAGGUUCAAGGCACAGCGUGUUCAGCAGGUUGAGGAUCGUAAGUCACGUGGCGAAUCGGAGCGAAGGAUGGAUGACCGGGGAUCCCGUGGUGGAUCAGAGCGUAUAGAUGACCGGAAGUCCCGUGACCGAUCAUCACGUGACCGGUCUGAAAGAUCCCAGUCUAAGAGGGAGAAGUCUAAGAGUGUGGAGAAGGUGAAGAAAAGAAGUAGGAGCAGGAGCAGGGAUAAAAGGUCCAAGGACCGCAAGCGAUCUCGAUCAAAGGAAAAGAAGAGAUCUAGAUCUAGAUCAAGAGAGAAGAAAUCCAAGAAAGACAAGAAACACAAGAGAAGUAGAAGCCGUAGUAGGGACAAGAAGAGAAGAAGUAGAGACAGGAGUAGGAGUAGAGGGAGGAGGGGAAACAGCUAUGAAGAUGAAUUGAGAAAAUACAAAGAACUGAAGAAAUCCAGAAAGUCCCGGAGCAGAUCCAAAGACCGAAGAUAGUGAUCAAUAAAUCGAUCAAUUGUCCUGAUCGCCUGAUGUCUGAUACCUCGAUCAUCCUGCACUGAUCUUUCAAGAAAUUGUGAAUUUUGUUGUCCUAACUCUUAAGUUGAUCAGAAUGACAAAAUACUGAUCAAUUUAUUUAGUUUUAUGAAAUUCAGCAACAUGUGUUUAAACAAUUUUCAGACGCAUCAUUAUUCUCAAAAAUUCACUAUAACAUUUUUUCAAAUAAACAUUGACAACUUC
Molecule: messenger RNA, 1424 nt
Organism: Eurytemora carolleeae
Lineage: Eukaryota; Metazoa; Arthropoda; Copepoda; Calanoida; Temoridae
Product: pre-mRNA-splicing factor 38B
Exons: 15
Coding region: 18-1181 (387 amino acids)
Cellular component (GO): precatalytic spliceosome
Source: RefSeq, a predicted model, not a curated record